Messenger RNA from Lytechinus pictus (painted urchin), 1208 nucleotides. Its product is annotated as S-adenosylmethionine-dependent methyltransferase Rv2258c-like. Bases 1 to 1107 code for a protein of 368 amino acids. The record is from RefSeq and is a predicted model, not a curated record. The transcript is spliced from 4 exons. Lineage: Eukaryota; Metazoa; Echinodermata; Echinoidea; Temnopleuroida; Toxopneustidae.
AUGGAUUCAGAGAUUCGAAUGCGGAAAGCUGAAGGUGGGAGCGAGGAGACACCGCCAGAAUUCGCCCAUCGGAUGAUGAAGACAAUCAAUGCAGCGACUCUCACCCUCGCCCUGAGUCUGGGGUGCGAAACGGGUCUCUUUAACGUCAUCGCCACCCAGAAAGAACCACAAACCAGCAAACAGAUCGCCGAAUCCGCCGGCAUGAAAGAACGAUACGUCAGAGAAUGGUUAGGAUCGAUGGUGGUAGCGAGAAUCGUAGAGAUGGACCCUGACAACCAGACAUACUUCGUACCCGAAUCUCGGCGACCUUUCCUCACCAACGGCCCCUGUAACAUCGUCGCAUUCAGUGGUUUGGUCCCCAUGUUAUGUCAGGCCUACGAUUCCGUUCUCGGUUGCUUCAAAGAAGACGGGCCACAAGGUGUUCCAUAUUCUCAGUAUCCCAGGUUUCAUCGUUUCAUGGAUCAUAUGUCACGGAAGAUGCAUGAUAAUUGUUUGAUCCAGGACAUGAUUCCUUCCAUAACAGGACUUGUUGAUAUGUUAGAAACUAACGUAUCUGUGUUAGAUCUUGGAUGUGGUCAAGGUCAUGCAACAAUGCUGAUGGCGCAGCGCUUCCCCGGAUGCACUUUCUAUGGGCUUGAUAUCUCCCAGAAGGCCAUCGCCGAGGCACGGGCAGAAGCCGCUCGACUCAGCCUCACCAACUGCAAGUUCCUCGUGCAAGACGUUGCCACACUCCCAGACACAUGGAGAAACACAUUCCAUCUGGUCACCUCCUUCGAUGCUUUCCAUGACAUGGCCGACCCUGAGGGUGUCCUCCGCGAGACGAGGCGGGUGAUGGUCGAUGGCGGUCUGUUACUCAUGAUGGAAGUCAACGUGCACAGCUCGCCGCACAAAAACGUGGGGAAUCCCCGAGCCAUUGAUGGUUACGUCAUCAGUAUGCUCCACUGCACACCGGUGUCCAUGUACUUUGGAGGCCCAGGACUUGGCACGAUGUGGGGAAAGGAGAACGCUUCGGAAAUGCUCAAGAAGCAUGGAUUUGGAGACAUCACCAUGAAACCAUCGAAGGACAGGUUCAACGUCGUUAUCACGGGGAAAAAGAAAACAGACUAGGUCCACAGCUGAGCAUUCAACAUCCUUAUACCUUUAGGGAUGUCAAACCGAAAAGCUUCAUGAAUUCAUAGAUCAAGCGCUCUUUGUGUUAAUUUGUCAUA